This is a messenger RNA of Arachis stenosperma, 900 nucleotides long. RefSeq lists its product as uncharacterized. The record is from RefSeq and is a predicted model, not a curated record. NCBI's taxonomy places the organism in Eukaryota, Viridiplantae, Streptophyta, Magnoliopsida, Fabales, Fabaceae. The transcript has 2 exons. Bases 1 to 900 code for a protein of 299 amino acids.
AUGGAGAAGAACCAAGUUGCAGCUGUCACCACACAAUCAUCAACCCAAGAAGGAGUGAACACAGAGGAAGGAGGUGAAUGGGAGCAAGCCAACUAUGUUGGUAACUCACCAUGGCAAAAUCAUGAUCCAUACUCUAAAACUUACUAUCCAGGAUUGAAAAACCACCCCAACUUUGGGUGGGAAAACCAACAAGACCAAGGCCAAGACCAGAGACGUCAAAAUCACAAUCCUAACAACCAUGUUGUCCACCAACAUUCAUCGCAAAGAUCAUAUCAACAACCACCUAACCACACUCCUCAACAUCCAUAUCAAAACCAGCAUAAUCAUCCUCACUCUUAUAACCCAAACCCACCAUCAUACUCUGAGGAUAGACUCUCUAGAAUUGAAAACUUACUUGAAGGUUUAUGCAAGGAAGUCCAGGACAACAAAGCAUUCAAGGAUGAUGUGCGAACCAACAUCAAGAACCAAGGAGAUACCAUCAAAAGGUUGGAAUUCCAAGUAGGGUAUCUAUCCCAGCAAAUUCCUAAGUCCACUGACAGCUUCCUAAGUGACACAGAGAAGAACCCUAAAGGAGAAGCUAAGAAAGUAAGAUGGGAGGAGUGCAAGAUGGUCACCACUAGUGAUGAAGUAAACAGACCAUUCAUUAAAGCUCUCCAACAGAUGCCUGUAUACAUUAAGUACAUAAAAGAGCUGUUGACCAGAAAGAGUUCAUUGAAGGGUGGGCAAACAAUACUGAUGAACAAGGAGUGCAAUGCUCUCAUCCAACCACAGCUACCUAUAAAAAGGAAAGACCCAGGGAGCUUCCAUAUACCUUGUACUAUAGGCGAAACAAAGAUUGACAAAGGGCUUUGUGACUUGGGAGCAAGCAUCAACUUAAUGCCCUUCUCCCUCAUGAAGUAG